Molecule: messenger RNA, 1653 nt
Organism: Aricia agestis (brown argus)
Lineage: Eukaryota; Metazoa; Arthropoda; Insecta; Lepidoptera; Lycaenidae
Gene: S2P
Product: membrane-bound transcription factor site-2 protease
Exons: 2
Coding region: 40-1530 (496 amino acids)
Biological process (GO): regulation of response to endoplasmic reticulum stress; membrane protein intracellular domain proteolysis
Cellular component (GO): cytoplasm; membrane
Molecular function (GO): protein binding; metalloendopeptidase activity
Source: RefSeq, a predicted model, not a curated record
UUAAAAUGAAAUUAAUAAUGAAUUAAUUAAUUAACAACGAUGACUUUUUACAUUCUCUGCACAUUUGUGCUAACAUUUUAUGUCAUUAUUUGGUUUUUCGACUCAUUCUUUAAGAGCUGCCUGCACUACCCGUAUUAUGCAUUCUUAGAAGGAACGGGCUUAAAAGUGGGAAUACUGAAUUUCUCAUGGAAAACAGCCGCAUUCAAUCGAUGUAUUUACCGAUGGAGCAAAAAUCUGAAUAGAAUUUUACGGAAAUGGUUUAGCUUCGGCUACAUGUUUACCAUAGCUAUAUUCCUCCCAUUCGCUAUUUGGACGUUGCUUUCAUUUAUAUUCGAGCACUUCUAUGAGACUAUACAGUUGAACAGUGUGCCAGAAGUGAAGGCGAUGGUCCCUGGCAUUAAUGUACCGGCGUCCGACUUUUGGGUCUACUUCCUGUCAAUAGGCAUGAGUUCUAUUUUCCACGAGCUUGGUCAUGCUGCAGCUGCGGCACAGGAGGAUGUUCAACUUGUGUCAGUCGGCCUUUACGUAUUUGCUAUUGUACCUAUAGCAUUUGUGGAAUUGAAUACUGAACACCUGAACAGUCUGCCUGUUAUGAAAAGGCUUAAAAUAUACUGUGCUGGGGUGUGGCACAAUAUCACUCUUGCAUUUUUAGCACUACUGUUGUUUUUCUCUGCUCCGGUGUUAUUCAGUAUUGCUUACCAAACAGAAGUUGGAGUGAGGGUGACGGGAUUUUCUGAUGAUUCACCAUUGAAGGAAGCCAGAGGCUUGGAGGAGGGUGAUAUUAUAAGGUCUAUCAAUGAUUGCCCAGUCAAAAAUUAUAAUGACUGGUCCUACUGUCUCCAUGUGGCUCACGACAGAUUCGGCAUUUGCACAAGCGCGGAAUAUAUUGCACAAAAUGAUGAAAUAAUGAUGGAAACUAUCAAAGAGAACGAUGUUGUAGAAUGCUGCAGAAAAGAUGACAUUUUUAGUUUCUGUUUUGAGUACAUGGAGCCCAAACUGGCAAUAGAUUCAGUGUUGCCAGGACAAUAUUCUUGUUUGAAACCCCGAGACAUGGUCAAACAUAAGCUAAUUAAGUGCACAGAGCCAAAUGGCUAUGUCUGCCCUAGAAACAUGCAUUGUCUAAGGCCAUCUUUAAACAACCAUACCUACCUAAUCAUAAUAGAGCGAGAAGACAACAAUGCAGUAUUGUAUUUAGGAGUUCCAUAUGACGUUCACAAAACAGUAUUUGUUGAUCAAUAUUUUCCAAGAUUGUCUGUGCUCUCUUUCUUUUCCCCGACUGAAUUUGAGAAACUUUUACGGUAUAUAUUUAUAUUCUCAAUGGGAAUAGGGUUUUUAAAUGUCCUACCAUGUUAUGGCACAGAUGGGCAUCACAUUGCCCGGAAUAUAAUACAGACAAUUGCAAAAUAUUUCAAUAAGAAUGGAGAUUUUGUAACUUUCUUCACAGUUUUUACCGUUGUAGUUGGAACUGGACUAACAUAUCCAAUACUAAUGUAUUUAUUCUAUAAAACAAUAUUUCUGGACGGUGAAUAGAAUUUAUUGGUGGUGAACAACAAACUUUAAAUGUUACCUUAUUAUGUUUUGUUAAUUUUAUAUAGUCAAUUUUAGUCUAAUAAGUUUUAGUUGUAGACAAUUUUAUAAGCAGAAGAUUUUAGC